Messenger RNA from Microtus ochrogaster (prairie vole), 1537 nucleotides. RefSeq names its product gasdermin-B-like (gene Gsdmb). Lineage: Eukaryota; Metazoa; Chordata; Mammalia; Rodentia; Cricetidae. The transcript is spliced from 3 exons. Gene Ontology annotation, molecular function: phosphatidylserine binding; phosphatidylinositol-4,5-bisphosphate binding; phosphatidylinositol-4-phosphate binding. The coding region runs from base 1079 to 1495 and encodes 138 amino acids. The record is from RefSeq and is a predicted model, not a curated record. Gene Ontology annotation, biological process: pyroptotic inflammatory response; defense response to bacterium.
UUCUGCCUACAUCAUAGAGGUGGGGUAGGAAGGCUCCCACCAUCUGUGAUGGGCAGGAACACACGGAAUGCUAGUGAGAUCCCUUCCCAUUGAGCACCCUGCCCCCACCCCACUGUGGGUAGAAUGUAGGGUGAUAGCUGCAGUGUGUAAUGUCCCUUGGCUUUGCAGCCCUACAGGAAUUUACUCUGAAAAGGAGGUAGUUGGUGGACAGGGAGAGGUCACUGAGAGGCCCUGAACUCUUAUCCCUUCCAUUCCCUCUAGGAAGGUGAAGCAGAAACUACCCGCUUCAUUUAAAACAAUUAAUAUGAAAGAAAAUAUAUAUCUGGUGACAGAAACUCUGGAGACAGAGGAGGAGGAAACCCUACAAAGAGAAAUGGGCUAUAAAAUUUUGAGCUCAUUUUUUAUGGACAGUAACUAUGAGGCUAGUACCCUGGGAGAUGGGGUGUGGACCAGCCAGCCUUGUACCAUCCACAGAAGCCCCCCCUCCCCAAGGGUGCCUGCCAAGACUAGGCCCUUCUUAGCUCCUCCUCCCUCAGGCCUCUCGGAGCAGUGCUGGCUGGUCUCUGUGCCUUGUGGAGGAAGAGCGUGCGGCCUUGAAGGAGUCACAGGCUGAUAUCUUUUCAUUUCCUUUCUUCUUUUAUUUUUAUUUUUUGGUCUUUUGAGACAAGGUUUCUCCACAUAGCUCUGGCUAUCCUGAACUGCGAGUACUGCGUGCACCAGCACAGUCAGUCUGGACAGUCUCUACCACGUGGUUAUUCUGUCCCGUGUCUGUCUCCUGUCUAGCAGGCAGGAGGAGCUAGAGUCCCUGGAACAAAGCUUGUCUUCAGUAUGUUAAAUGAACAGUGGAAACAGCAUGGGUUUGGGGUCAGACACGGGUUCGAAUUUCAGCUCUGCCAUUGGUUUCAGCUGUAGGACUGGCUCAGAUACUUGUCUUAGAGUCUUAGUUCAUUUGUAGACUUAGAAUAAAACUGUCUACCUUAUAGGAGUGUUUGUGAGAUCAGGCAGGAUAGCAGUGUAAUAUCCAUCAACACAAACUUUUUCUCCCUAGAGGCAACGCAGAAUCAUCAUCCCUGCCAAUAUGAUCCUGGCCUAUCGAAUGAAGCAGCUCAUCUUCGAAAAUGGGUCAAUAUUUCUUGACUUCUGGAAUGAAGGAAGAAGAAGGUCUUUUCAAGGAGAAACGCCUCUAGGAAGACAGGGAACUACUGGAACUUUGAAGGAACACAUAGAGAACACAGGGCGAAGCCUGCAGGAACUGGACGAGAAGCAGAAGAAUGUGCUAUGCUCUGCCACUACAUGCGCCAUCAAGGAAGGGGGGCUGGAGGACCUGGAACAGAAAGUAACGGACCCAAGGAAGAACUGGGGUGGACACAGACGACUGUGGAGAGCAGAUGGCAGGAUGGGAAUCAACUGGACAGAACCAUACUUAGCUUCCCCCUCUCCCACCCCCAGGUUUCUGCUGUCUUGUUCUCUGAUGCUUCCCGAGUACUGGGAUUAAAGGCCUGUGCCACCAUCGCUGAGCCAUGAGUACAAUUCUUAA